Castor canadensis (American beaver) is the source of this 1305-nucleotide messenger RNA. NCBI's taxonomy places the organism in Eukaryota, Metazoa, Chordata, Mammalia, Rodentia, Castoridae. The record is from RefSeq and is a predicted model, not a curated record.
UGGAGGAGGGAGAAGAAUAGAAUGGAAGGACUUCACCUUAAUGUUUUGCUUAUUUAAACAUUCUGUCAAAAAUGGAAAUUUAAAUCUGGGUAGUAUAUCUAUGGGCUGAUUAAUAUUCUCUGAAUUUUUAUGCAUGUGUGAAACAUUUCAUAUUUGUGGGAAAAAAAGAAAAAAUGGACCUGGAUCAACAGGGAUCAGAUAAUUGGGACCUGAAAUGCUGCUAUGUGCUGAAGUGUAUCUUAAAUAGACACAAAAAUGGGCUAGUAUCUCUAUUUUGGAAUCUGAUCAGUAACUACUUUUGGUUAUGUUAACCGGAACAAAGUAUAUCAGAUGACUGGAUGGUUUCUUCAACUUCUUAUGCUAGCAUUUUUCAUUGCUCCUUAGGUCAGCUGCAACUUGGAACCUCAUCUAAGGGGCAAUGUGUAUGUUCAGUACCAGUCGGAGGAAGAAUGCCAAGCAGCCCUUUCUCUGUUUAAUGGACGAUGGUACGCAGGACGACAGCUUCAGUGCGAAUUCUGCCCAGUGACUCGGUGGAAAAUGGCAAUCUGUGGGUUGUUUGAAAUACAACAGUGUCCAAGAGGGAAACACUGCAACUUUCUUCAUGUGUUUAGAAAUCCCAACAAUGAAUUUUGGGAAGCUAAUAGAAACACCUACUUAUCUCCUGAUCAGACUGGCUCUUCCAUUGGUAAGAACUUGGAGAGGAGAGAGAGGGUGGGCCACCAUGAUGAAUACUAUGGCAGGCCAAGAAGAAGAAGAAGCCCUAGUCUAGACCACUCCUACAAGAGAAAUGGGGAGUCUGAGAGGAAGAGGAGUAGUCACAGUAGACAUAAGUCUCACAAACACACAGCAAAGAGUCGCGAGAGGCACAGUUCACGAAGCAGAGGAAGAAAAAAGGACCGCAGCUGGAGUCGCAGCCGCAGCCGCAGCCGCAGCCGUAGGAGCAGGAGCCAACAGAGCCAGAGCUCAUCCACGUCCAGGAGCCAUGGGGGAAGGAGGUCGGGGAGUAGAGACAGAACCACGCAGAGCCCCAAAGCCAAAUAAACUCGUUUUGUUCCCAAAUGAUUGUGUGUCUAUUAUGACUGCUACUCACCUGGAUAGAGAGCACUGAGCUCAGAUGGGUUUGCAAGUCUGGUCCAACCCUAUGAAGCCUGAAAUCUUUUCUAAAAACUUUUUGAAAAUCACAAACUGUAUUUAGUAUAGAAAACAUAAACAUAUAAAUAACCUGAAAAUUACUCCUGAUUCUAACCCUGAGAUAACCAAUUAACACUGGAGCAUUGCUAUAAGUCUUUCUUAUGCACAUUUACA